AUGGGCGUGAAGAACUUGUGGGACCUCCUCGAAUCGUGCAAGAAAAGGGUUCCUCUUCACCAUCUACAGAACAAGAGGGUGUGUGUGGACCUCUCGUGCUGGAUGGUGCAGCUUCACAGCGUGAGCAAGUCCCACGCCUGCGUCAAGGAGAAAGUGUACCUUAGAGGGCUCUUUCACCGACUCAGAGCACUCAUUGCGCUCAAUUGCAGUCUCGUCUUCGUCGCAGGUUUCUCAAUUUCUGUUUUUUCAGAAUUGGGGGUUUCAUCUUUUAAAGGGUAA
This is a messenger RNA of Sphenostylis stenocarpa, 279 nucleotides long. The record is from the annotation of a GenBank genome assembly. Lineage: Eukaryota; Viridiplantae; Streptophyta; Magnoliopsida; Fabales; Fabaceae.